This is a messenger RNA of Lindgomyces ingoldianus, 786 nucleotides long. RefSeq lists its product as uncharacterized. The transcript has 2 exons. Lineage: Eukaryota; Fungi; Ascomycota; Dothideomycetes; Pleosporales; Lindgomycetaceae. The record is from RefSeq and is a predicted model, not a curated record. Bases 188 to 700 code for a protein of 170 amino acids.
AUUUGGAGUCGUUCGUUCGUCCACUGGAUUUCAACGUGGGGAAAGAGGUCGUUGGGGAGGGACCCAAAGGCAGACAAUCGCAACCCUGUCAGCCUUUCCUUUGAGGCUCAUUUUUCUUCCUGUCGAAAUGCAUACUUAUUCAAUAUAUCUUCUCUUCAUCUCGUUAUUCGCACGUCAAUCAGCAUCAAUGCCCUUCUUCUAUCGUCGCGAGACAACACCCUGCUUCCUUACUGGCUCGAAUCCUCUCCCCACCGAAAUCCAAGUAGCCGCCAAUGCCUUCGCAUCCAGUAUAACAUGCGACUUUUCCCGCCGGACAAUCGGCAACGUCCCUGAUGUUAGCACCUCCACACAAUCCUUCUCCAACAUAAACUUCGUAUCCUCCUCCACCCCUUUACGAUUCGCGCUAGAUAACUUCGCAACAGCGACUCCACUUUCGGCAUCUAGUCUACGGAUAUUAGAGCAGCAGCUGGAGGUGUAUAUAGCAACGGAAGCGGGGGUUAGGAGUGAGGGUGGGGAUCUAGCGAUUGAGGUGCCGAAAUUCUUUCUCGCGAUGCAGGUUGCAAGGGUUAAGACAGCGUUGGGGAUCGAGAUUCCGGGGUGGGAACAGUCGGUGGAGUAUCUUGUGGACAAAGUUUUGGAGACUGCGAAGGGAGAGGAAAGGGGGUUGUUGGAUCAGGUUGUUGGGUUGGGGAUGGUAUGAAUUGAGGAGAGAAGGGGUUUGAUAAUAUAUCAGGGGUGGAAGAUGAGAUUGAAGAGAGGGGCUGGUUAGGUAUAGGAUAAGAGGAG